Nylanderia fulva is the source of this 4033-nucleotide messenger RNA. RefSeq names its product transforming acidic coiled-coil protein (gene tacc). Gene Ontology annotation, biological process: nuclear migration; cerebral cortex development; mitotic spindle organization. The record is from RefSeq and is a predicted model, not a curated record. Gene Ontology annotation, cellular component: cytoplasm. NCBI's taxonomy places the organism in Eukaryota, Metazoa, Arthropoda, Insecta, Hymenoptera, Formicidae.
UUAGUCAAAAGCCGAUCGCGAUCCUCGCGUGACCACGCGUGAAUUUGCUCGCCGGUGUGUUUCAUCGAUCAGUCAGUUACGUCCCGGGUUUUAUUAUUUCUUGGUCGAACUCGUGCCGGAUUCUGGUCGCCAACGCUCCGGGUGACACCCAGGUGUAAAUAAACACACCGCUUCCCUUUGUUCUGUCUCUCGAAACGUUCCAAGUGUGCGCGAGUGUCGUGUGUGUCAUAGUCUUUUUGAGUGCGUGUAUAUAUUCCUCAUUUGAGACAAAUUUCGAGAAGCACAUUCAAAAGGAUUUCAUCCACACGAUAUGUCGAGUCCGAGAGGAUCCGUUCGCGAUGGCACAAGAGUCGUACUGAAAGAAAUAACUGCAACGCUUCACAAUUCACCACCGAUUCAUCCUACUCGACGAAAGAGCGGCAACGACAGUCCCAAGACAGGAGAGCAUGAGGUGAAGGUGCGCUUCGCCCGCGAAUUCGCCGACGUAGGCUCGAUCAGGGAGAAUCUCUGCUCCGCGCCGGAGAGUCUCUCGUCCGCGAGCAGCUUCCACAGCCUCAGCAGCACCCUCAGCACGAAGAGCAGCAGCGGCAUAUGUCCGGAUUCGACCCUCGACGACAUCGCGGACACCUCUUACGUCAACUCCAACAUACCCGGCCUCGAGGAUCUGAUCGCCGCGUGCGCGGACAUCCACUUGGAAAGUGACGCUGUUCAGGAUCUCAGCCAGGACCAGACCUUCGCGUCGGCUACGGACGAGACGCCGUUCCACGCGAGCGAUUCUUCCCUGAACGAGGAUCUGCCGGACAACACCGCCGGCGACGAGACGCAAGUGCUCGAGACAACGAGUCCUUCGGAAUCGCACGAGACUACUCAGGUGAUCUUGAAUCAGACGGAUACUCUUGGACCGUCCGAGGCCACGCUUCCUAUUCAAGAGCAGCUCGUGGCUCCUCCUCCGGAAGAGGAAUCGAUCGAUAAAUGUAUCCCAUCGCGAGAGAGCGAUAAUAUAUCAGCUAGUGAUGUUAUAGAGGACUCGCUGCCGACGAAUAAUAAUGCGGAUGUAACAACAGUCAUAGUUUCGUCCGACGAUUCGAUCCCCAACGCGAUCGGAUUCGGUGAAGAACAGAAGGUAGAGAACAGUCGCGACGUUGAGAUAUUGGAAAAUCCGAUAUCGAGUCCUGUCGAAGUUUCUGUUCCGUCCAUAGCUUCAUUGACGCAAUAUGUGGAGGGUCCUUCGUUACCCAAUAUAUCCAGCAUAACGUUAUCUUUAGAAGAGACCGAUUGUAAGUCGAAGGAAAAUAAUGCGCAGGAUUUAUCAAAAUCUGGACAAGAGACAUUAACAGAAUUAUCGCCUUCCGACGAUACCCAUGAAAAAUUGAGUGUAUCAUCGGAAAUAAAUACAAAUAGUUGUCCUGUUGCUCAACCGGAAGAAAAGAAGAUUAUCGAGCAAGGUUCCUUACGAUUGGAUAACUGUGUCGUGUCAGAUAACCAAGAAGACGGUAAACAGCUGAACAAAACCAAUAUUAUAGAACCAAAAAUAUUGGAAGUUAAGGAAAACCUGCAGACUAAUGUCGAUGGACAAGAUUUAGAAAUAACGAAUAGCGCAAUAUUGAAUAAAACGCAGACUUUUUCACCCGAAAAGGAAAUAUGCAACGAGACUCGUAUUAUAGAAAAACCGUGUAAUCCAUCGGAAACUGUAAUUAUUGUAAAAGAAGAAAACAGCGCGGUUUCGACGGGUGCUAUUAAAAAGGGGAGCAUCGAAGAGGAUCUCGAUCGUACCCUUACGUUGCAAGAAGUAGACGAGAACUUUGCAUCAGACGAGGAACAGUACCAAGGAUUUAAGCCUCAACGGCAAAGCACCACGUUGUCAUUAAUCAACGAACAACCGGAUUUCGAAGGAUUUGGAUUCACAGCGGAAAGGAUCACUGAUGAGUUGCUCAAUCCUUCGCAGGGAUUUGCGGAAGAGACAGAUCAGUUUAUCAGCGCGACGGAUGAAAUUUUCCAAGAUCCUUCGACAUUCGACUUCUUGUUAGCGCGAAGCAAUUCUAAGCAUACGGAUCGCCUUAGAGCGGAAUCUUUGUACAUUAAAUUCGACCCAUUGAUAUCGAAUAUAAGCAUGUUGCCUCAAGGUAACGUCGCCCCACCUAUAAACGAGGAACAAAAUGGCAAGAGCGAAUCGCCACUUCCUGAUGUUGGUACACCAAAACGUAAUCCUGCCAUAGCAGCUAUAGAUAGGUUGCUUUUUUAUAGUCCUCUUUCCAGCGGAACGGUGCAAAAGUCAGAAGAAGCUCAAGAGAAAAAUGAGCAACCAGUAGACGAGCCUAAAUCCGACGCACCACUUAUCGCCGAUAUAGACAUGAGUAAGGAACUUGAAGUUGUGAGAACGACGGUACUACAAUUAGAAGAGGAACUAGAGAAGCAGAAAAAGGACCACGAAGCAGAGCUGGAAAGACAGAAGACAGCUUUUCAGGAGAAAAUUAAUAAACUGCAGUCACAAAUGGCACAAGAAGUGAAAACCAAAACGCAAAUGACAGUUGUUGUGGAGGAAUAUGAGAAAUCGAUUAGCAGAUUACUCACAGAGCGGGAAAGAGAUCGCACGAACUUCGAGCAAGAAAAGGCGAAGCUGCAAGAAGAGUUACAAGCUGCAAAUCACCAUUUAACUAACACGGAAGCGGCGUUUAACGACGUACAUCAAAAGUACGAAAGACUCAAAGGAGUCGUGUCGGUGUACAAAAAUAACGAAGCUGUAUUAAAAGAAAGUAUUCAGGAAAAUGUAGAUACUAUAAAGACGUUGGAAACGCGAUACGAUCAACUGAAGGAGCACGCGAUGACCCAAUUGGAGAAAGCAAACCUGGAGUUGGACGGAAUACGAAAGCAAAACGAAGCAGAAACAGUGAAGCUGCAUGCGAUGAUAAGAAAAGCAGAAUUGAAGAGUAACUCGCUCGCCGAACUUGUGGAGCAAAAAACUAAGGAGAACAAAGAACUGGCAAAGAUCUUGGACGAGGUUAUCGCCAGGGUUGGGCAUGGAAACUCUGAAUGAAAAUAAGAAUAGACUAAUCGCGCUACGUAUCGUGGAUUGUGAUGCGAUCAGUCUUUUAGUGUUUUCAAGUGAACGGAUUUUGAUCCAUCCCGGAUCAAUUAAUUACUAUUUUACUAUGAAUUCGAAUCUUUUAUUGCCAGAGAUGAUGCACGUCAUUAAUCAAUCUUGGAUCGAUCAAAAUCAGUUUUUAAUUUUUAAUCGCGAAAACACUAUAUCUUAAAUAUACACAUAUUUUAGAUAUAUGACGGAUUAGAUAUAACAUACAUGUAUACAUGCGUUAACUGGAUAAAGUUAUUACGCAAGUUAUUGCAGGUUGCGUUUUACUUCACAAAGGGAAAGCGCCUUUUUAAUUAAUUAUUUAUAUAUAAGUUGUGAAAGAUAAUUUUAAGAAAGACUAUUUUAAAGCUAAUAAAACACUAUGCUUAUUUAAAAAAAAACACAUUUUUAUAUAUAUUAUAUAUAUAUAUAUAUAUGUAUAUAAGAUAAAAAUGAUUUAAUACCCUGCAAAUAGCGGUGUAACAACAUACAAUCCCAUUUUUAAAUGUUACAUUAUUAUUAUUAUUAUUAUAACACGUCUUGUCUUCUCAUGUUAUUUAAAUUAUAUAAAAGUCAGUGUAUAUAAACAUACGUCGCGGGUAAAAGAUAUAAUAAGCACCCAUAUAUUGGUCAUUUUAAUGAUGUCCUGUUCAUCAGAAAGUGUUGGUGUGAUUCUCUUUUUGACUAAUUGUGUUAUCAAUGAGUACUGUCAAUCCAUUGGCCUAGUAUCGAUGAGAAGGAGUACAUGUUGUUUGGCCAAUUUCAACAUGCGAUCUGUUGUGCUACCAGGUUUUCGUGGAAUAUUCCUAUUUUCGAGAUCGGGCAUGUAUUUUUUUAUUAUGCGCGCUAAACUCGCGGCAUAUUGCUUAAAUUUCGGAUGAUUCAUACCAAUGCCUUUGUAUCGUAGAGCCUCUGCGACUGCCCAAAGUAAUUUCUGAAAAUAAAUACAUAUAUAUAUAUGUA